ACACUUUUUUGAAUUUAGUUUUUACGGUUUAGUUUUUUGUGGUUACUCUGAUAUCUCCAAUCAUAAAUAGGAAGGCAUAAAUAGGGAAGGGUAAAAUUGGCCACAUCGACAGGGUCUUGUGAGAUGAGCUUUGCGAAUGUUGGAUAUUCCUUGAAUCUGGACCAUAAGCUUUGUGGAGAAAAUGAUGAAAUUAGCCACGAAGACUGACGAUUCUGGGAAGAAACACAUGCUACUGACAAUCGGGAAAAAGUCACUCAGAAACGCAUCCAGCUACGAAUUAUGGAUUAAGGAAGCAGAAACAUACCAACAAACAGUGCGGAAGUUCGAUUAGCAGUAGAAAAAUACCCUGCUAUUAUCAUUUAAACCUUUGUAAAACCGGUCCAUUGUAAUUGGAUAUAAGAAUUGGACUACGAUGGAGAAAAUCUAAAAAAAUCUGGAUAUUUGUGUCUCGAUUUUUUGCAUUGACGAGUUUUGUUCGAAUUAUAUAGCCUUCCUGCACGGCAAGUACUUCCGAAUUGUUCACAAAAACUGGCGCUUCUAUUCCAACCUACCAACUAACGAUAAGAAAAAUAUUUAAUCAAUAUUAUGUAAAUUAUUGUUACUGGGAUUGAGCACUGAAGCGAAUUGCAAAGAGUUAUAAACUUGGCCGAGAAGUAAUCUAUUGCCUUCACUGUCGCAUCUAAACGAGGAUAGCCGUAGCAGACUCUGAUUCGAGAUCCACAAAUUUCCGGAAUGUAUAAUUUUUAUCUUGACGGCUCUACUGUCCCUUUUUGUGAGACGUUGGCAUCACAGCUCACCAGAAGAUGAAGGAGUUUUAGUAUACCAUUCCAUGACUUUUCCUAAAGCAUUGAACCGAUUGUAUCAUUUUUAAAAACUUUUUGUAUAUGUCGUAGAAUGGUUAGUUUGUCCAUAGUACAUGUGCGUACAGCUUUGGUGUGGCGACACAUUGUCUAGUAGUUGUGCGUCAUGUGCGUACAGCUUUGGUGUGGCGACACAUUGUCUAGUAGUGUUAGAAUGCACAGUAGCUGAGGAAAAGGGACACACUCUGCUGCUGAGCAUGGUCUGGUCGGAGAGCGCGGACUGAAUGCAAGUAACAGAGAUGGCAAUAGACUUUGCAGAAAUGAGACAGAACUCUGUGUUACGCAGGUCAGUUUGGAUGCGUCUCUUGCAACGAGCAGAACUUGCUGUGCAAACUUACUGAAAAUAUGGAAUCGUUGGAGGGAUCUCCGUCAUCAGAAGUGGGAUCUGCUUUGCCUACUGAUCGUGCCACCGAUCCGUAUUUGUUGGCGUUGGAGCUGCAAAACCGCAACCUACUGGAAAUCAUCAAAAACAUGCAGACACCAAGGGCACCGCCAACCGAUGGAAAAGUGUCACAUGUAACUCUUCCAAAAUUCAAUCCUGACAGUGCUGGAGCAGAUGCUUCUUCGUGGUGUUCAACAGUGGACCUAAUUUUUGCGGAUAACGUGCUCGAGGGUAGCAAUCUGGUGAUCGCCCUAAGCAAGGCACUAGAAGGCGGCGCAUCACAGUGGCUUUCCCAAAUUUGCUUUGCCGGCAUCACUUGGGCGCAGUUCAAGGAGCUGUUUAUACAACGCUUUGUUGGAAUUGAGACUUCUGCCGCCAUGCUGUUAAAUGUUCUGAAUGGUCGACCAAAGCCGGAGGAGGGCUUCGCUGAAUACGGUAGCCGUAUUGUUACGCUACUUAUGUCAAAAUGGAAAGCCAAGGAUUUGGAAGAAAUAGCGGUAUCUGUGACUCUUUCUCACAUGGCGCAAAUAGAUAACAAGUUGACGCACUUGGUUUUUACAAACAACGUAAAAACUCGCAAUGAGCUACAACAACAGUUACACGCACACUCUUUCAAAAAGCGCAGUAUAGAUGACGAUUCAACAGGCUCGGAGCGCAAGAAGUUCAGGUCUCCGACACCGACGGAAUGCAAUUACUGUGGAAAGGGUGGUCAUAAAUACGCCGAAUGCCGUGCUCGCUUGGAAAAGGGUCAGAGCAAAGGCAAAAUCAACAGCAGCAGCAACAUGACUGGACCGAAGGAUUGGUCAAGUGUCAAAUGCUUUAAAUGUGACGAAAUAGGACAUUUUGCAUCCGCUUGUCCAAAAGGCCGUACGUAUGAGAAGCGGGUAGAUAUCUGCACAGUAGCUCCACCGACUGGAAUAAUGAGGGCAUCCGGUGAGUCUAUUCCAUUUUGUUUUGAUUCAGGUGCUGAAUGCUCCUUAGUGGAGGAAAGCGACAUGGAUAAAUUUAAGGGGAAACAAAAGAAUAAAUAACAUUGUAAAACUUAACGCCGAGGGUACAUACAUAGGUGGUAGGCAUUUUGGCAAAUCGUUUGAGAUUGUCAAAAUAUUAAAUGGAGAUAGAUGUCUGUCCUUAGCAAGUAAGCGAAUUUACAAAUAUUCCCAUGAAUUCUUAAGAGCUUUGCCGAACAAUCAGCUAAUACGCAAAGAUAGAGACGGCAUGAUGAAAAAAGCGUCUGACAAUAAAGAAAGAGAUUCAAAAAGAAAAAGAAAAAAAAGGGGUGGCAUAAAUUAAUGUAUAGAGAUAUACCGAACAGAAUUUAAUGUUAAAAAGUGUUAAAGGAACUACACUAAAGUUAUUUCAAUGUGUUAAAGGAAUUACACAAAUGUUUAAAAGUGUUAAAGGAACUACACUAAAGUUAUUUCAAUGUGUUAAAGGAAUUACACAAAUGUUUAAAAGUGUUAAAGGAACUACACUAAAGUUAUUUCAAAGUGUUAAAGGAACUACACUAAUGUUAUGUGUUAAAGGAACUACACUAAUGUUAUGUGCUAAAAGAACUACAUUAAUGUUAUAUCGUAAGACGUGUAAAAGGAAUUACAAAAUUGUUAAAAUGUGCCAAAGGAAAUGCACAAAGGUUUUAUUUUACAAAAGAGGAUAAUGUUAUUAAAGAAUAACAAAAUGAGUUAAUAAGAUUAUGUUUAAUUGAAGAAAUGUAAUGAAUACAGAAGAUUUGAUAUUUA
Messenger RNA from Drosophila ananassae, 2981 nucleotides. RefSeq lists its product as uncharacterized. NCBI's taxonomy places the organism in Eukaryota, Metazoa, Arthropoda, Insecta, Diptera, Drosophilidae. Gene Ontology annotation, molecular function: nucleic acid binding; zinc ion binding. The record is from RefSeq and is a predicted model, not a curated record. Bases 1206 to 2273 code for a protein of 355 amino acids. The transcript is spliced from 4 exons.